This is a messenger RNA of Hibiscus syriacus, 2012 nucleotides long. RefSeq lists its product as uncharacterized. The transcript is spliced from 5 exons. Bases 114 to 1841 code for a protein of 575 amino acids. Lineage: Eukaryota; Viridiplantae; Streptophyta; Magnoliopsida; Malvales; Malvaceae. The record is from RefSeq and is a predicted model, not a curated record.
UCAUCAGCACCUUGUCCUCUUCGGCUACUUGCAAGGUCUUUCGGCUUCAAAAUGAAGAGUUUCUGCUUAUAGGUAGCUCAAGUUUGGGUCUACAUUGCGUGGAAUUGGUAGAAAUGUUUAACAAUGUGCAAGCAAAGUUAGAAGGAAAAGGGCUAUCUUCUCGUUUGCUGUUACGAGCUGUUGUAAGGGUACUGGUUUUGGCAUCUUGCUGUUGGUAUUUAUUCCCGCAUACACCGGUUCUCCUUGCAAAAUCAAUUGAAGGAAGAAGUGCUGCUGUUUCCAAGUUGCAUUGUCAUUUGCCUGAUGAACUGUCCCUUGAAAAUGAAGAACUACCAUUGAGGUUGCUCUUCUGGUAUCUUGACCCACUAACUCUAAAGCAAGAUGUUUCAAAGAUUCUACAAGAUACCAGAGAAAGGCCUUUCCUUUGCUUGAGCGAAGAAUUUCAUCGGAGAAUGGAUUGGCAUGCUAUCAUAAUAUGCUCAGUGCUUUCUCCUGUUAUGUUUAUUGAGACGAGAGCUCUGUUGCAUAACUGGUUUCUCAGGACGGGUCUGGCUUUUGUGCUAGAGCUUCUGGUUGGGUUAGUGGUAGCAAUUUUGGAUGUAAUUUCGAGACCAACAUGGUGGGGAUUAUCUGUGGAAUUGGGAUCUAAGCUACCAUUUUCCGAUGCAUAUUUCCCAAAUCAGAACCACUUAUUGAGGAUUCUCGUUGGAGCCUUCUCUGUCGAGAACUUUAUACAUUUAACUCAUGCCACAAGUUUACACGAAUCGCUUGGUGUGGAACAACUCCGUCCAAUCAAGCCGACACCAGCAGCAGUUCGGAGCAUAGAUCACAAAUCUCUCUGGGCUUUGGCAAUAGACUUUCCAGAUUGGUUCUAUUUUGCUUCUGUUUUACUCUUCUCUGGGAAAAGUUCCCAAGAGAAUUUUCAAAUUAAAUUCUCAUUAUCACCUAAAGUCCGAGAAGUACAUGAUAAGGAAUUAUUGUCUACGUUUGCAGCAAGGUAUAUUGGAUGGAUUUUGAGCCCCACUAGUAAAUCUAAUCAGGAUUUGUUAGUUGAUUUUUUGACUAAAAUAUCCGAGUCUUGGGCUCUGAAACAGUUCGACUUAGCAACGCAAUGCAAAGAAUCUACCUUCAAGAAGAAACUUAAGAAACCAAAAGUUCAUAACAAGAGGGAGGAUUUUUCUCUGAAGAAAGAAUAUGAUUGUCAUAUGAUUGAGAUCUGGCUUGACCAAUUUGAAACCAUAUACCUUAGAUAUGCUAGUAAUACAACCAUCGACAGUUCUGCAUCUGCUGAUUUAAAUGCAUUCAAUGUUCUUCGCUUACAGCAAAAUGUUCUUUUAAGGAGAAUCCUAUUAGGCAUAUUGAUUGGUUCCCCCGGUAGCAUAACAGAGGAUGGAUGUGCACUUCUACUGCACUAUGCUGCAACUGGGAAAAUUCUUCGGCCAAGGGAAACUAAGCUCGCCGGACCAAGACAUGUAAAACAGAACUCUGAAAGGGAUGACUUAACUACCUGGAUUGAAAAAUGUGGUGACAAAGAUGUUUUAGCAGGUUCUUGUACUGUUUUUGGUUUGACAGAUGCUGUUGAUAGUAUAUCUGCUUCUUUUUUCAAGAACGAAGAGAGUGGGUUAGAUUUCAUUUACCAGGUGAAAGUAAAAUCCGGGAAGUAUUUAAUGAAGUGCAUCAAGAGACUAACCCAACUUAACAUCGGCGAAGGAGGAGUUUCGACGUUAAGGGACCUACGCAAUAGAUUGGAACUAUGGAGGCAUCAAGGGCCAGAAAUAUUACAUGUUCAGAAAGACGUAGAUGAUAUCAUCAAUGACUUGAAUCAGAAACUAUCUUUGUGAUGAAUAUAGGUUUUUAUAAAGAUGUAAAUGUUUACAAGGGGAGAGUUCUUCAAUGUUGUAAAAAGUAAAUUGCAGACAAUAGAUUGGAUCGUGUAUUCUUCGGCGUCGCAUCUAUACAGCAACCUGGUAACCUCUUUCGGCAUGUAAAUUUUUAUCAUGAGAAAAACUAUU